AUGCUAAGGCCGCCGCCGGCGCCACUGCUCCCUCCAGCUUCCCGCGCUUCCCUCCUUCCUCCCCACAAAGCCGCGAACCCCAACACCGAACCCACUCCCGCGACCUCCACGACCGCCAGAGCCACACCCAUGGGCGCGGCUGCGUCCUGGCCGCGCGCGCUGGGCCAGCGCUUCAACCCGAGAGGCGUGGCCGCGGUGGUGGCCGUCGCGGCGUCCGAGCCGCGUCUAGCGCUGCCGCACGUGUCGGUGCAGGACAUCCGGUGGCUGGACUGGGCGGAGCUCCGCCGCGCCGGGUUCCGCGGCGUGGUUUUCGACAAGGACAACACCCUCACCGCGCCCUACGCUCCCGAGCUCUGGCCGCUGCUGACCGCCUCGUUUGACCAGUGCCGCGCGGCCUUCCCCGGCGCCAUCGCUGUCUACAGCAACUCCGCAGGGUUGAAGCAGUAUGAUCCAGAUGGGUCGGAUGCCAGUACGAUUGAGGCGACUAUCGACGGGGUUCAUGUGAUUAGGCAUGAUGCAAAGAAGCCUGCUGGGGCAGCCAAGGAAAUAGAGAGUUAUUUUGACUGCUCAGCUUCAGAUCUUGUGCUGGUUGGUGAUAGAUACUUUACUGAUGUUAUCUAUGGAAAUAGGAAUGGUUUUCUUACUGUAUUUACAGAACCAUUGAGUUUUGUCGGUGAAUCUUACAUUGUCAGAAAGGUUAGAAAACUGGAAGCGUACAUUAUCAAUUAUUGGUACAAGAAAGGGCACAGACCACUCAAGCACCCUUUGCUCCCUAAUUCCGAACGGAGGGAGUAUAUGUUACCAACUGACACUCGUCUGGAGAACUUGUUGGAUUCUUUUAUCUGA
This is a messenger RNA of Triticum turgidum subsp. durum (durum wheat), 846 nucleotides long. Lineage: Eukaryota; Viridiplantae; Streptophyta; Magnoliopsida; Poales; Poaceae. The record is from the annotation of a GenBank genome assembly.